UUCACUCCCAGGUUUACUGAUUUAUAGAUAAUAUUUAAUAAAUUUCAAGCAACCAGUAAAACAUAUUUGUAAACGUUUUGCGAUACAUCAGAAGUAAAGAUAUUUUGGAAAAUGGAAUUCAAGUCUGUCAUAACCAUGCUGAUGUUGUCCAUUGUUAUCGUCUGUGCUGUAUUGAUCACCAAUACAGAGGGAAGAAUUCUACCAGAUUUUGAGAAUGAACAACGAAGAUCAGGACUACGAGAAUAUUUGUUCGAUAAAAAAGCUUAUGGAUUUGGUUAUUCUUGCUCAGCUUCAGUUUGCUAUCAUUGUAGUGAUAUUAUAAUGUCUGGAAGAAGAAAACGAUUUGCCCCAGAGUCCGAUGAAGACAUUUUAAAUGGCAACUUCAGAUCAGGAAAUCGUCCAACAAGAGGUUUCGAACCACACGAAGAAAUAUCGGUGGAAGCAAGGGCCUUUCUAAACACGUGCGUUGCGUGUCGACCAACGUGUGGCUUCUAGUUCGAUUCGGUUUGAGAAAAAAAACUACCCGGAAUGUAAAAAAAAAAAUUGUUAUAUUUAUCUUACGAUUUCUUCAUAGUUCAGAGAGUGGAAGCACGAACAAUUUUACCCACUUUUACUUGAUAAAUGUAGGUCCAGAAGUGACGAUUUUCAUUUGACAAUUUUAGCAUCUUGCGAUUACUAAGUGUGUUUAUGAAUCUAUGUUUCAAAGCAGUUAAAAUAAUUUCACAUAUAUCAUGAUUCAACUGAACAACUGAUAUGUUUGGAAUGAAAACAAACUGCUAAAUUGAAUUCUAAAGCAACAUAGAAUUUGAACAUAGUCGGUUUUAAAACACGAAAAUUUUUUAUCCUUAGAUACAGAGUUCUACUGGAUUCUCACAGUUUCGCAUUCAUUAUCAGAUUAUCGUAAUUUCAUGAUUUCUCUGCCACAGCAUAAUCACACGGAAACAACUAAAGUAACAGACUCGUAAAAUAAAAAAUUCAAUCUCUCAAUAUAGAAUAUUUGUACCGUUUUAACUUGUUUGAAAUAAAUAUAUCAAAUGCAAUAGAGAA
Styela clava is the source of this 1047-nucleotide messenger RNA. RefSeq lists its product as uncharacterized. The record is from RefSeq and is a predicted model, not a curated record. NCBI's taxonomy places the organism in Eukaryota, Metazoa, Chordata, Ascidiacea, Stolidobranchia, Styelidae.